UGGUUUUCGACCUGGACGUGGUUGCAUUGAUCAAAUAUUCACAUUACGUCAGGUCCUAGAACAUAGACACACAUUCAGACGUCCCACAAUGGUAGUAUUUCUCGACCUUAAGGCGGCAUUUGACUCUGUUGAUCGUAAGGUUCUAUGGCAAUGUUUGUCACUGAAGGGAGUACCAAAGAAGUACGUCAACCUUAUAAAGGCUCUCUACUCGAACACAACUGGUCGAGUGAGAGCUUAUGGUGAACUGUCAUCAGAAUUGAUUACCUCAAGUGGUGUUCGUCAGGGCUGUCCACUCUCUCCAUUCUUGUUUAACUUUGUCGUUGACGUCCUUUUAGAGAUGACACUUUCCUCAUCUAAAUUUCCAGGAGUUGAACUUCUACCGGGAGAUCCACUUGUUGACCUAGAAUAUGCCGAUGACAUAGUUCUAUUUGGUGAAGACGCUGACAGAAUGCAGAGUCUGUUGACCACUCUAAGCAACAAUGCAAGCCUAUUCGGCAUGCGAUUCUCUCCCUCGAAAUGCAAAAUGUUACUUCAGGAUUGGGUUGCGUCGACACCCGGACUAGUGAUAGGGAGUGAAGUAGUUGAGCGUGUCGACCGCUUCACUUAUCUCGGAAGUCUCAUCAGCCCUUGUGGUUUGGUGUGUGACGAAAUCUCAGCACGGAUACAAAAGGCUCGACUAGCUUUUGCCAACUUGCGUCAUUUAUGGCGUAGGCGAGAUAUCCGUCUAUCAACCAAAGGACGUGUUUACUGCGCAGCAGUUCGUUCCGUCCUACUUUAUGGCAGUGAAACAUGGCCGGUAAGAGUAGAGGAUAUUCGUAGGUUACUAGUAUUUGACCAUAGAUGUCUUCGAAGCAUUGCUCGUAUAUCCUGGGACCACCGAGUAAGUAACUCAGUUGUUAGGAAACGGGUACUAGGUAAGGAUGGAAAAUCAAUUGAGGAAGUAGUGAAACUCAAUCAUUUGAGAUGGCUGGGACAUGUGUUGCGCAUGCCCGACCACCGACUGCCCCGACGUGCUAUGUUUUAUGGUGUAGGAGUAGGUUGGAAGAAAGCUAGGGGCGGCCAGACCAAAACAUGGCAGAAAUCCAUGAAGUCACUGACAAGUGGACUGAGUCAUGUUGGUAGGUGUAGACUACCUGGUUGGGAACCGCGAGAUGAUAGCAACCGAUGGUUAGAGACCUUGAAUGACAUGGCUCAAAAUCGUUUGCAAUGGCGCAGGUGCAUCCACUCUCUGUGUUCUCUCAAACUCUAAUCUUCUGAAUUCUUCAUGUCCUUUAUUUUCUUUCCCAAUUUGUUCCACUGGACUAUACUCCUUUAAUAACAUCAUCAAACCUUAAUGUCCCCUAUCUGUACUUAUACUUUCAGUACCUCUACCACUAUGGGAUUUGAAUCGAUAACUGAAUCUCUGUGCUAAUGUGGUAUGGCAACUCGAACUGAUGUACGUACGUACGAAGUUCCACGUUGUUACUGACUGACUGAC
This is a messenger RNA of Schistosoma spindalis, 1477 nucleotides long. Lineage: Eukaryota; Metazoa; Platyhelminthes; Trematoda; Strigeidida; Schistosomatidae. The record is from the annotation of a GenBank genome assembly.